CAUUAGUUAUCUCAGUAGCUGUUGGACUGUUGGACAUUAAGAACGAGUUCAAUUGGAGUCUGUAACUUAUAUAAACGUCCCCGGCCAUCGAAAUGCACCUCUGGCUUUCUCUCCCUGUUCUAAGACCAAUAUUUUACCUCUCAACAAUUGAUUUGCUCUCCACCCCCCUUUCCUAUUUAAACUGAAUCCAUUAUGCUGUGCAGAGUCAUCAGUUGUGAACUAUAUACUCAUAUUCGUCUUUACUCUCACCGUCCUCCAGCACAGCAUACAUGCAAAUACUCACUCGUGUUAAAUGUCUUAAGAACAUCCAAACCUGUGAAAACAUAUCUUCCACAAGUGCUCACAGCACACUGCAUAUGUAUGAUAUGUGGAGUAAUUUACAGAGAAAUUGACCUCUAAGGUGUGCUGCACACCUUCACAGCACAGAAACAAUGCACUUCAACUUUACUAUUCUUAACUACAAUGUCAUAAACAAAGCUGUUUUUACAGUAACAUUGGUCACAUUGUUUUCCAGCUCUGAAUGAAUACGUCGGAGUUAUUGAUCGUAUAUCACCGAACGACCCAGUAGACACGGGCAGCGCCACACAGGGCAGGGCAGGCUCCUUCACUCUAAGUGCUGUUCAUAUCUCAACCAUCAGUGGAUGUGGAUCAAUGCUUGGUUUUACAGCUUUGCAUCCUUGAAAUGACUGAGCAAAUAAAGACAGCUUAGACUGUCAAUCAGAGACUAUUAGUAAAGAAAUUCCCUCAAUAACAUCCCUCCACCCUCCCUCACCAACAUCAAACUGACACGCACACACACACUUCAGGACCAGAGUGAGAGGAGAUGCAGAGAGUAGGGGUGGAGCCCCUGAGUUGAUGGAGUUAUGGGAGAGAUCCUAAAAUGAACUGGCCGGGACGUGAAAUGCAGCGAUGAAUGGUUUACGACUGGAGAUAGCUUUGGAUCAUUUAGGAGGGUAAAGAUUCAUUUCUAUACAAGAGCGCACGAUGGACUUUUCCUUAAAGGAGGAUGCUCUGCAGUCAGUCUGCUAGCGUUUUUCCUAACCAGUCAGUGGUUUGAGUCAAGGGGUUUCAUUUAAGAGAAUAUAACUGCUGAUGCCUGUAAAACAAACUGAUAAAAAGGAGUCAAUCAUCUCAAGCUGAAGGCCAGAGAUGAUUGGCUGCAAACUGCUCUGUCAGAUUCGUCAGUUUAGUUGCACUUCAGAGAAGCGUUCAUUAAAGUAACAUUUUUUUGAAAAGGGACUUUUGCAGAGGUGAUAUCUAAUGCAAGGCAACAAUGGGAUUGGAAGGCAUGGAAGCUAUUGCUUUUGCUGUUGUUAUUGGACUGUUUAUUGUCGUGCUCAAACAGUUUGGACUUUGGGAGCCUUUGUCACUGGAAGAUGACAGCACUGACAGUGAUCUUGAACUAUCCAUGGUGCGCCACCAACCUGAAGGCCUCGAACAGCUCCAGGCCCAGACCCAGUUCACCAGGAAGGAGCUUCAGUCCCUUUACAGAGGUUUCAAAAAUGAAUGUCCCAGUGGGCUAGUGGAUGAAGAAACUUUCAAGAUCAUUUACUCACAGUUCUUCCCUCAAGGAGAUGCAACCACAUAUGCACAUUUCUUGUUCAACGCAUUUGACAUGGACAGAAAUGGUUCCAUCCGUUUUGAGGACUUUGUGUUGGGAUUGUCUGUGUUGCUUAGAGGCUCAGUUACAGAGAAACUUCGAUGGGCGUUUAAUCUAUAUGACAUCAACAAGGACGGCUACAUUACUAAAGAGGAAAUGUUGGCAAUAAUGACGUCAAUUUAUGACAUGAUGGGCAGGUAUACUUUACCGAGUGUACGAGAAGAGUCCCCCUUUGAACAUGUGGAGAAAUUCUUCCAGAAAAUGGAUCGGAACAGAGAUGGAGUGGUGACUAUUGAUGAAUUCAUAGAAACCUGCCAGAAGGAUGAAAGUAUAAUGUCCUCCAUGCAGCUCUUUGAAAAUGUCAUCUAGUUUCUGUAGAAGUGGAUCGGUAAUGCUGCAUAAUGCUUCCAGCUGCAAGCUUCUCGGCCUGAAAUAACUUUAAUCAAAAUACAUUCAUUCUGAAAGUGAAAAACUGGGUCAUGCAACACAUUUGACACAUUAAUACAAACAGACAAACACUAUUAUUUUUCCGGUAAAACUGGUCUAUGCAGAGAAAUGCGCAGCAUUCACCAAAUCACUCGAAGAAAAAAAUGUUUCUUUGCAUGACAGUUUUAUUUUUUCACAUGAGGGAAAUGUGGGAAAAAAUGUGGGAAAAUAAACUCUGUCAGAUGAGCAUGGAUGUUUGCCCAACAUUUAAAAGCAUGUGAUGCAAACCACAUUGAACACAAACAAGGGGGGAUUAUUAUUGACCACUUUGAAACCUUGGACAUAAGUGGGAUGAUACUUUGUUACUGUAUUAUACUGUAUAGAAAUAAUUAUGUUUCUAAGUUCUUCAGAUUUUUGUGUAAAUGUGAUACGCUGUCAUUGUCAUGUCGACCCGAAACCUGCUAAAAUAAAAAUCUACCUUCACCUCCUGA
This is a messenger RNA of Thunnus maccoyii (southern bluefin tuna), 2517 nucleotides long. RefSeq names its product calsenilin-like. The record is from RefSeq and is a predicted model, not a curated record. The transcript has 9 exons. Lineage: Eukaryota; Metazoa; Chordata; Actinopteri; Scombriformes; Scombridae. Gene Ontology annotation, cellular component: nucleus; voltage-gated potassium channel complex. Gene Ontology annotation, biological process: negative regulation of transcription by RNA polymerase II; regulation of potassium ion transmembrane transport. Gene Ontology annotation, molecular function: DNA-binding transcription repressor activity, RNA polymerase II-specific; calcium ion binding; RNA polymerase II cis-regulatory region sequence-specific DNA binding. Bases 1274 to 1969 code for a protein of 231 amino acids.